Messenger RNA from Coturnix japonica (Japanese quail), 1420 nucleotides. It is a transcript of the gene SFXN4, whose product is annotated as sideroflexin 4. Lineage: Eukaryota; Metazoa; Chordata; Aves; Galliformes; Phasianidae. Gene Ontology annotation, molecular function: monoatomic ion transmembrane transporter activity. Gene Ontology annotation, biological process: monoatomic ion transport; mitochondrial transmembrane transport. Gene Ontology annotation, cellular component: mitochondrial inner membrane. The record is from RefSeq and is a predicted model, not a curated record.
ACCCUACCGGAGCAGCAGCAGCCGAUCCCCGCAGCCCCGGAACUCCUGCCUUAAUGGGGCCGGGCCCGGGCGGAGCGUGCAAUGAACGGACCGUCCCCCGGCAGCGCCUUCCGGUGCCGUGGCUCAAUGGACGCCAACCUGCGGCUGUGGAGGACGGAGGGUUCGUCCUUUUGGCAGAGGCUUCUUCUGUGGGCAGAUGUGUUGGACCCCCUGCACCUCUUCAAGUCCACGGAUGAAAUAAGAAAAGCCCGGUUAUUAUUAGAACACAGUCAAGAGGCCCAGAGUGAGUUCAGACAGAACCACCAGACAAAACAAGCCUUCCUGCUGAGCCUGGCCAAUGUACAUCCUGAUACAGGCAGGAUAAUCCCUGUUUUCUUCAGACCUCCAGCUUUCCUGCCUGUAACUCUUCCGUUGGUCAUUUCUUCGUCACUUCAGGUGCAGGCAAAACAAGUUUUUCUUUGUCAGUUUGCAUUUCAUGCCUACACCACAGGAUUCACCCUAUUUAAUGGAAAUUAUACCACAAAGGAUGAAGAGAACUCGCUUCACCAAAAGCAAGUCUUGUUUGGUGUGGGAGCUGUUUCCUAUGCUGCAGUUCUAGGUGCUUUGCCUUUUAUUUUUAUGGACCGGUACACACUGAAGAGUCCAGUAACACAACUAAUUGUCAAAAGGCUUCUACCUGCUCCUCUCUUUGGUUUGAUGAGUGCUUUUACUGUGGUAGCGGUGAGAAGCCCAGAAUUUGAGAAUGGAAUUGAAGUGAUGGACAGGAAUGGCAAAGUUUUAGGAGUGUCACAGAAGGCUGGUGAGAAGGCUGUUAAAGAAACAGCAUUAUCAAGAGGAAUCUUGUUUGGGACAACAUUCUUCCUGCCAGCUGCACUUAUGCACUUUGUGGAAAGAGCAAACACUGCGAGAACUCCGCGUGCUUUAGCUUCAAUGAGGAUGCUUCUGAUUACAGCAGUACUGGCAGGGAUGUUACCAGCUUCAUUUGGGAUGUUCCCACAGUGUGGUGAGAUAAAACGAGAAGAACUUGAAGCAGAAAUUGUGUCAUCUACGGAAGAAACAGUAUUAUUCUACAACAGAGGAGUUUAGGGACUGGCUUUAGUAUCUUAAAUGUGGUCUCUAGUUAAAGUGGAUUCUGAAUCUCUCAACAAACUCAGUCAACAUCAGUGACUGAACAAAUCACGAAGUUGUGGUGGCACACAACCAGAACUGGUGUACAACACUGUGGUGUACAAACAGGCAGACUUUGCAAAGUGGUUUUGCAGGCCCUGCCCCACAGAGGGGUACAUGCACACAGUGCUGUAAGCAUUACUUGUAUCAAAGAAUCAUGUUCUAGCACAGUGUUCGUCUCAAACUGUGCUUUGUGUGCUUCCUCAUGCGAUUGAUUUCUUGAUUAAAAAACAUCAUUUGAUACAAAAUCUUA